CUAUUUUGAAGGUCACAAGGUCGAAUACGGAGCCGCUCGUCCUCUCUUCGUCCUGUUCAAUAGACUCUCUAGUCCGGUCCAGUCUCUUGUCAGAGCGGCUGAAAUUCAUAGCAAAGCCAUGGCCAAGUACAAGAUUGUUAUGGUCAGACACGGAGAGAGCGAGUGGAACCAAAAGAAUCUCUUCUGCGGCUGGUUCGACGCCGAUUUGAGUGAAAAGGGAAGGAACGAAGCUGCCGCUGCUGGCAAGGCUCUGAAAGACGCCGGCUAUCAAUUCGAUUUGGCGCACACCUCCCUGCUGACUCGAGCCCACAAAACCCUGGCUGCCAUCCUCGGCGAAAUCGGACAAGCGGACCUGCCCACCGAGAAGACCUGGAGGCUGAACGAGAGGCACUACGGUGGUCUGACCGGUUUGAACAAAGCCGAGACGGCCGCCAAGUACGGCGAGGAGCAGGUGCAGAUCUGGCGUCGCAGUUUCGACACUCCGCCGCCACCAAUGGAGGCUGACCACGCUUACUACGACACCAUCGUGAACGACCCGCGCUACGCCAACGGGCCGUCCAAAGACGAGUUCCCCAAAUUCGAGUCUCUCAAGCUGACCAUCGCCCGCACGCUGCCCUACUGGAAUGAUGUGAUCAUUCCCCAGCUGAAGGAGGGCAAGAGAGUGCUCAUCGCUGCGCAUGGAAACAGCCUGCGAGGCAUCGUCAAACAUCUUGAUGGUAUGUCUGAUGAAGCGAUCAUGGCUCUCAACCUGCCGACUGGAAUUCCAUUCGUUUAUGAGCUGGACGAAAACUUUAAGCCCGUCGUCUCCAUGCAGUUCCUGGGAGACGAGGAAACUGUACGCAAGGCCAUCGAAGCUGUUGCUGCCCAGGGCAAGGCUAAGUGAGCAUUUUUCUGUUUUGGAAAUUAUGCAAAAAUUUCCUAUUGAAAUUAUUUAUUGAGUUUUAUCUCUAUCGUGACUCGAAAUUUUAUUGAAGCUAAAGCUUGUCUGUUGAUUGUCCCCAAAGUCACUUAGGUGCUGCUGUUGAAUAAAACAAUGUGCUGUAGUAAUUGGCAAUAAAAUCCUCUGCAGUCUCAAA
Molecule: messenger RNA, 1076 nt
Organism: Cloeon dipterum
Lineage: Eukaryota; Metazoa; Arthropoda; Insecta; Ephemeroptera; Baetidae
Product: phosphoglycerate mutase 1-like
Exons: 4
Coding region: 119-883 (254 amino acids)
Biological process (GO): glycolytic process
Molecular function (GO): intramolecular phosphotransferase activity
Source: RefSeq, a predicted model, not a curated record